CUAAGUCUUUUAGCAAUACAGGACAGCUGUGCUGGUCCAAUGCCAAGUCAAUAUCUCAACAAUAUAUGUCAGCGAAAUAAUGGAGUCGUCCCAUUCCUGUGUCCUAAUCCCAUGUUUUUGUUUUAGGAAUCUUCUUGGAUCCAACACCAUAAGUAAAAAUUCCUUUUUUUAUACAUAAACACAAAAACCAUGAAUCGGGUAGGACAUGUCCCCGUUAGUGACACAUAUGUGGUACCAGUACUAUAAAAAAUGGUAACAUUACUAAACUACUGUUAAACGUGUCCGUGAGACAGUUCUCUUUAAAAACACCAAAAAAAUAGAGAAAGAGCGAAUCCAGAGUUCACUGUAGUGAAAGAGUGACUGAAGAAACAUGGUGAGGACACCUUCCUGUGACGAAAAUGGAAUGAGGAAAGGGACCUGGACUGCUGAGGAAGACAGGAAACUGAUUGCCUAUGUCACUCGCUACGGCUGCUGGAACUGGCUCCAAAUCCCCAAAUUCGCAGGGCUGAAAAGGUGCGGGAAGAGUUGCAGGCUUCGGUGGAUGAAUCACCUACAGCCCAAUGUGAAGAGAGGGGAUUACAGUGCAGAAGAAGAAGAAACCAUCCUCAACCUCCACUCAACCCUUGGAAACAGAUGGUCAGCAAUUGCGGCCCAUCUUCCUGGCCGAAGUGACAACCAGAUCAAGAAUCACUGGCACACCAGCCUGAAGCAACGCGCGAGGCAACGAAUCAAUAAGGAAGAGAAAGUGGACGAAACCGGGAAGAAGGAGGAGGAGGCGGUGAAGAUUCCAGAAGGAGUUCAAGUAAUGGAGAGCAGCUCUUCCAUUAGCUCCACGUCAAUGGCAGCAACUUCAGAGUCGAAUAAUGUGAGUGAGCCCGGUUCUAUGUCAAUGAUCGCAUCUUGGGCCGGGUUCACCGAUGAGCUCGUGUCCGACGACGCGAGCUUCUUCGCCGAUGUGUGGGAGGCGGAAGCAGCAGCCGCGGCGGCGGGAGUUUACUUCAGUGAUGAGUUGGAGAGGGAGUGCUACGGAGUGUGGACAGAGUCACUGCUCGCAACUGAUAAUUACUACUGGCAAGAGCCCAGUAGCGACUUCUUCUCCAGUUUGGCAGAGGAAGAGCCUCAAUCGCCAUUGUUUAGCUGAAAGGCAGCGAUCAUUUCAUCAUUUGGAAGAGAGAAAAAUAUUUCUCUUCCUUCUUUCAUUCCUUUUUCGUGUACCAAGUCCAUUACAAGACAAACCCAGCUCAGAUGGGUGAAACGAGCGAAGGGUAAAAAAUGAAAGAGUGCAAUAAGG
Molecule: messenger RNA, 1291 nt
Organism: Linum trigynum
Lineage: Eukaryota; Viridiplantae; Streptophyta; Magnoliopsida; Malpighiales; Linaceae
Source: the annotation of a GenBank genome assembly